Molecule: messenger RNA, 2723 nt
Organism: Patiria miniata (bat star)
Lineage: Eukaryota; Metazoa; Echinodermata; Asteroidea; Valvatida; Asterinidae
Product: WD repeat-containing protein 73-like
Exons: 7
Coding region: 211-1554 (447 amino acids)
Biological process (GO): cytoplasmic microtubule organization
Cellular component (GO): spindle pole; cytosol
Molecular function (GO): protein binding
Source: RefSeq, a predicted model, not a curated record
GACGUAUGUAAACAAGUUUCAUGAAUAGUCGGGCUACCGUGCAACGUGCUCUUUGUUAUUAGAAAGGCCGAAGCGGAGCAGGACACCAGUCCGAUUGGUUGUAUGGUUUGUGUAUUCGCGAUGUGAACCCCGGUUCAUGAUUUUUGUUGUAUUUUUGCAGAAAUUGUUAUGCUAGGUAGUUUAUACCAUCAGAGGAUUAUUCUUUGAGCUAUGGACGCGAUUGACGAUGACGAAUUUUUCGAUGACUGGAUCAUCAAGUCCAUGAAAUCUUACAAACAUCUGCAUAUGUUUGACCUGCCCCAGCCAACUUGUGUAAUUGAAUGGAACGAAAAGAACGGUAUCUUUGUAGCUGGCUGCAGUCCAGACUGUCGCAAUGAGAUCUUAGAGAUGAGCAUCCCGGCCAAGCUGACGUGGGAGUCCAGCAGCAAGACAGCGGCAGGACUGACUAAGGACAGAGACUUCAAGAUGUUGAGAGGAGGCUUCAGUGAUAAGCCCAUCCACUGCUUGAAGUAUCUCAGAGGAACUCGACCAAGACUGAUUGUCACUGGUAGUCAUGCCAGCCCACACCUGGAUGUAUGGCAACUGGACACAGAGACCAAUGAUGUCAUUAAGAAGCUGCCCACAGUGCCUGGACGAGCGACAGAAGGGGGCGGAGUCAGGGGUGGGGUCAGGGGCGUGGCCCAACGGCCAGGUCACAAAGGUCACGUAGCGUUUGGCUCUACGAUGUCCAAUCUGCAGGUUGCUGAUGUCGGGACAAAAGAGGUGAUAGCGACAGAUUUUGGGAAAGCUGACUGUGUGGUGGAGAUGAAAUUUCUGAAUGAGAACGAGUUAGUGACGUGCAAUACCCAGAGGGGCCUCAUUAAUAUUCAUGACCUGAGAAUACCUUCAAGCCAAUCACCACCCAGUAACCACCUCAUGAGUAAUUCAAGAACUGGAACUGAACAGAGCAUACUAGAUGGAGACUCAUCCCCCAAAGACAUUGACCAAUCACAUGUAGGCUUAGAUACUUCAAUUCCUGAAAGCUCCAAUGAGAAUACCUCUUGCAAGGGGGGAGCAACAUGGACCUUUGACCUCAGGUGUACAUCAGACACUAAUCUAGAUCCCUCUAAUGAAGGAGACAUUGCUUGUAAGAAACCCAAGCUGGAUGCUACUGUGGCAACAGUUGUUAGCCUCUGCUCCAGCGGUGAACUUCUUAUCAGAGACUUAAGAAACCUUGAAUCACCACUGCACCAUGUUAAACUUGGAGAUGAAAGAAGACUAAGGAAGUCAGGAAAUUUAACAGUGAAGUGGUGUCCAACAGAAAAGACUUUGCUCUCAGUAUCUGGAUUGAAUGGAUGUGUGGACAUCUACGACACUUCAACAUGGCAGCAACGCUCAAACUCUCCACCAAUGGUAAAGCCCGUCUUCAGCCACGAAGGUCACAUAACGGGCGAAUCAGCCAAUCAGGAUGUGGGGAUAUUAUGCCAUGCCUGGCAUCCAUGGCAACCCUGCGUGGUGAUGUCAUCAGGUAGCGACGGCUCGCUGCAUGCCUGGGACUGGUCUUCUGUCUCAUGAUUUGGAAAAAUAUUAUAAUUUAGUCUUUUUUUUAACAGCAACUUUUAAACUCUUACCUUGAACAUCAACUGCCACAAACAUUUGAGGAAAUAUAAAAUUAUGCAGACUUGCCUAUUAAAGGUACGUAGGAACAUUGGUAGUUAUUGGAGAAGGGACCUAUCAAUUUGAUAAGAAAAACCAUGUUUAAAUUGAAGAUAGAGAUUCUCAAAUGUGUCAACGAAGCUGAAACUUCAACAGAUUAAUUAUUCAUUCUACUUAUGAUUUUGAGCAAUUUUGUAUUGCUUCAAACAAGUAAAGCAAAUGAUCUUAUAUAGCUUAACGACUUACUGUAAAGAUGAAAUUUGCACAAAUUUUCUUGUUUAUUAUUUUUUUUAACCUGGUUGGAAUCAAACUUGAGUUUCCUGCUAUGUUGGAAUUGCACUGAGUUUUUGUUAACAGUCUCUCCAAAAUGAACCUAUUUACAAUCAUCAGGUUAUUUUGCCAGAAAGGUCAAUCAAGGACAUUUGUUCUUCCUCCUCGAUGUAGAAUACGGACACAGACACGAAAUUCCAUUGUAAUUAAUUUUAACAAAAAUAAGGAAACAAAAUGACAAAGAUGUUACCAUGUCAAUAGAGGGCGCCCUUGAUUAAUUUGGUGGUGCAAAAGAAAUGCAAGUACUGAGGCCAUUUCUCAAACCUCGGCUUCGUCUCCAUUUCGGCUUCAGGCAUGUUGUUUACACAUGAGCUAGAGACAAACCAAAGACUAGGUUUAAGAAACGUUCUGGGUGUUUGGUAAUGGAUAGUAUUAAACACUUGUAAAGCAGUGACCUGAUGCGAAUAGUCUCGGGGUGUAUAUUGUAACCUUACAACAAUACAGGCACAGGGAGUGUUUGUUGUCAUUGAGAAGGGAGGUUCAAAUAUUUACUUAUAGCCAUUAGUGUCUCAGUUUCGGCAGCAAGUUCUUCCAUUGUGGUUAUACACUGACCUUUACAACCAAUCUGGAAAUCUAGAACGUCUUAUUGGUAACUUUCAGAUCUCAAUGCCAUUGGAUAUUGUACAAAGUCAGGAUGCAAAAGUCGAUUUUUGUGUUUCUAUAUUUGUAAGCUUUUAUGUCUUUUUCAAUUAUAGUUUGAGCUGUCAAACUCAUCUGAAAGAAAAAAAGAAUCUGAAAUAGAAAUUGGAAACCGAUAA